Messenger RNA from Truncatella angustata, 321 nucleotides. RefSeq lists its product as uncharacterized. The record is from RefSeq and is a predicted model, not a curated record. The transcript has a single exon. The coding region runs from base 1 to 321 and encodes 106 amino acids. NCBI's taxonomy places the organism in Eukaryota, Fungi, Ascomycota, Sordariomycetes, Amphisphaeriales, Sporocadaceae.
AUGACGACGCGCCAGAAAGCUACCAUUAUCGUCACUGGCGCAAAUGGUCAUCUCCACAGCGCCAUCGUUCGCUACAUCGUCUCGUCGCCGGAACUACAAGUCUACUAUUCCGUUUUCAUAGUCCGAGACAGAGCUGCAGAAAACACCGGACUCAGGUUCGCAUUAAAGGCAGCGAGCGAGGAAGCUUCGCACGAGGUCGUCUUCUCUGGAUCUGGCUAUCCUUUCCAACGUCCGCCAAGUGGCCGCGACCAUCAACGGGUGCAUCUCUGCUGGAAAUAUCCCCCAGAUCUGUGUGCUGGUGCUCGAUGCCUCCUUUGUUAA